AUGGACGACACAUUCGAGCUCUAUGAUCUUCGGGUCGAAGUUAUUUGCCCACCAGGAGCCAAAAUCAUGUGUGGCGCUAAAGAGGGUGACCACUUCACGCUCGAAGGAGAGUUGAUGUGUCUGCCACCUGGGCAAGGUUUUUCCAUAUACUCUCUCGGUGCAGUAUUACCUUUGCUGGCGGCGAAACAGCGAGUAACGCAGCCGAACGACUGGAUGACGACAGAUGCAGAGGUAGCGUGUCCGGAUCCGAACUGUCCGUCUAAGUUGAGAAUCGUGAGGACUGGGGUGAGGACAUUCAAGCACGGAGAGACGACCGUCGUUCCCCUUCCAGCGAAAGCAUGA
Stereum hirsutum FP-91666 SS1 is the source of this 342-nucleotide messenger RNA. RefSeq lists its product as uncharacterized. The transcript is spliced from 2 exons. The record is from RefSeq and is a predicted model, not a curated record. The coding region runs from base 1 to 342 and encodes 113 amino acids. Lineage: Eukaryota; Fungi; Basidiomycota; Agaricomycetes; Russulales; Stereaceae.